Arachis ipaensis is the source of this 3995-nucleotide messenger RNA. RefSeq names its product zinc finger protein BRUTUS. Gene Ontology annotation, biological process: ubiquitin-dependent protein catabolic process; protein ubiquitination. Gene Ontology annotation, cellular component: nucleus. The record is from RefSeq and is a predicted model, not a curated record. Lineage: Eukaryota; Viridiplantae; Streptophyta; Magnoliopsida; Fabales; Fabaceae. Gene Ontology annotation, molecular function: ubiquitin protein ligase activity; zinc ion binding.
CGCGUGAGCAAGGUGGAAUCUUCCAAUGGCGGCGCAUUCAACGGUUCUUCGCAAUUGGAGUCGCCAAUUUUGAUAUUCUCGUUCUUCCACAAGGCGAUUAGGAACGAGCUCGAUGCUUUGCACCGAUCGGCCAUGGCGUUUGCCACCGGUGAUGGUGACCGCUCCGAGCUCCGGCCGCUCUCCGAACGGUACCAUUUCAUCAGAUCGAUGUAUAGGCACCACUCCAAUGCUGAAGAUGAGGUGAUUUUUCCAGCUUUAGACAUACGUGUGAAGAACGUAGCACAUACAUAUUCUCUUGAACACAAGGGAGAAAGCAAUCUUUUUGAUCAUCUAUUUGAGCUUCUAAAUUCUUCAACCCAUAACGAUGAAAGUUUCCCAAGGGAGUUAGCAUCGUGCACAGGAGCUUUACACACAUCAGUUAGUCAACACUUAGCUAAGGAAGAGGAGCAGGUUUUUCCACUGCUCAUUGAGAAGUUCUCUCUGGAGGAACAAGCAUCUUUAGUUUGGCAAUUCCUUUGCAGUAUUCCUGUGAAUAUGAUGGCUGAAUUUCUUCCAUGGCUUUCAACAUCUAUAUCACCUGAAGAAUCUCAGGAUUUGCGGAAGUACUUAAGCAAAAUAGUUCCAGAGGAGACGCUUCUUCAAAAGGUUAUUUACACAUGGAUGGAAGGUAGAAGUAGUGCUAACACAGUUGAAAAUGGUGUAGAUCAUUCUCAAGUUCAAUGUAGUCCUAGUCCAUUAACCCAUCAGAUUGGGAAAGUAAAAUGUGCAUGUGAGUCCACAGGAACGGGGAAAAGGAAAUAUUCUGGAUGUAUCAUAGAUGUUUCUGACACUACCGGAACACAUCCUAUAGAUGAAAUAUUGCUCUGGCAUAAUGCAAUUAAAAAAGAAUUAAAUGAGAUAGCAGUGGAGACCAGAAAGAUACAAUUGUCUGGAGAUUUUACCAAUCUGUCAGCUUUUAAUGAAAGGUUGCAAUUCAUUGCAGAAGUUUGCAUAUUUCACAGUAUUGCUGAGGACAGGGUUAUUUUUCCAGCAGUAGACGCAGAGCUAUCUUUCUUUCAGGAGCAUGCUGAAGAAGAAAGCCAAUUUAAUGACUUCCGGUGUUUGAUUGAAAGAAUUCAAGGUGAAGGAGCAACAUCUAACUCCGAAGUUGAAUUUUAUUCCAAGUUGUGCUCACAUGCUGAUCAUAUAAUGGAAACCAUCCAGAGGCAUUUCAAGAAUGAAGAAGUUCAGGUUCUUCCACUUGCACGGAAGCACUUUAGUAUCAAAAGGCAACGUGAACUUCUGUAUCAAAGCUUGUGCAUGAUGCCUCUGAAAUUGAUUGAACGUGUGCUGCCAUGGUUGGUUGGAUCAUUGACUGAAGAUGAAGCAAAGAUGUUUCUGAAAAAUAUGCAAUUAGCAGCUCCAGCGACAGACUCUGCUUUAGUCACACUCUUUUGUGGUUGGGCUUGCAAGGCUCGUAACUAUGGUUUGUGUUUGUCUUCAAGUGCAUUAGGUUGUUGUCGUGCUCAAACAUUUGCUGACAUUGAAGAGAAUAUUGUUCAACUCUCCUGUGGUUGUGCUUCUACAUCAUCUGCUCGAGAUUGUUUUCUGUUAACUGGAUCAGAUUCCCAAAGAUCAGUGAAGCGCAACAUGACGGAGUUGCACAAGAAUGGAGAUGUCCCAGAAACUUUAGAAAAUGAAAGUAUCCAGAAACAAUGUUGCAGUCCCCGAUCUUGUUGUGUGCCAGCUUUAGGGGUUAACACUAACAAUUUGGGGCUCAGUUCACUUUCUACAGCCAAGUCUUUACGCUCCUUGUCUAUCGCCUCUUCUGCCCCAUCCCUGAAUUCUAGUCUUUUCAUAUGGGAAACAGACAGCAGCCCAUGUGAUUUAGGAUCGACAGAAAGACCAAUUGAUACCAUAUUUAAAUUCCAUAAAGCUAUACGCAAAGACUUGGAGUAUUUAGAUGUUGAGUCUGGGAAGCUUAAUGAAGGUGAUGAAACUACCAUUCACCAAUUUAGUGGAAGGUUUCGUCUUCUAUGGGGUUUAUAUAGAGCUCAUAGUAAUGCUGAAGAUGAUAUAGUAUUCCCAGCAUUGGAAUCCAAAGAGACACUUCAUAAUGUGAGCCAUUCAUACAUGCUAGACCAUAAGCAGGAAGAAAAAUUAUUUGAAGAUAUUUCUUGUGUUCUUUCUGAGCUUUCAUCGCUUCAUGAAGCCAUGCAGAAGUCCCACAUGUCGGAGAAUUUAGAUGAAAUUAAUUUGGGAUCUUCUGAUGCUAAAGAUAGUGAUAAUAUCAGAAAGUACAAUGAGCUUGCAACUAAGCUUCAAGGGAUGUGCAAAUCAGUAAGAGUGACCCUGGAUCAGCAUAUUUUUCGGGAAGAACUUGAGCUCUGGCCAUUGUUUGGGAAAUAUUUUACUGUGGAAGAGCAAGACAAGAUAGUGGGCCGAAUAAUUGGAACUACAGGUGCUGAAGUUCUCCAAUCUAUGUUACCAUGGGUAACUUCUGCACUUACUGAAGACGAACAGAACAAAAUGAUGGACACCUGGAAACAGGCAACUAAGAACACUAUGUUCAAUGAAUGGCUAAAUGAAUGCUUAAAAGAGAGUCCAGUACCUGUUUCACCAACAGAAACAUCAGAGUGUAGCACUUCUCAAAGAGGUGCUGACUAUCAAGAAAGCUUGGACCUCAAUGAUCAGAUGUUCAAGCCAGGUUGGAAAGACAUAUUCCGGAUGAAUCAGAAUGAACUUGAGUCAGAGAUCCGGAAGGUCUAUCGUGACUCAACUCUUGAUCCAAGGAGAAAGGCAUAUCUUGUCCAGAAUCUAAUGACAAGUCGUUGGAUUGCUGCCCAGCAGAAGUUACCUAAAGCUUUAUCUGGGGACUCCUCUAAUAAAGAAAUAGAAGGACGCUCACCAUCAUUUCGGGACUCGGAGAAGCAAGUUUUGGGUUGUGAGCAUUAUAAGAGAAAUUGUAAGGUUCGUGCAGCUUGUUGUGGCAAGUUAUUUACAUGCAGAUUUUGCCAUGACAAUGUGAGCGACCACUCAAUGGAUAGAAAAGCAACAUUGGAAAUGAUGUGUAUGGUGUGUCUGACUAUACAGCCAGUUGGGCCUGUAUGCAUGUCUCCUUCAUGUAACGGACUUUCAAUGGCCAAGUACUAUUGCAAUAUUUGCAAGUUUUUUGAUGAUGAAAGGAAUGUGUAUCAUUGCCCAUAUUGCAAUAUUUGCCGUGUUGGCCAAGGGCUAGGGAUUGACUAUUUUCAUUGCAUGAAAUGCAAUUGUUGCUUGGGAAUAAAAUCAACAUCUCACAAGUGCCUGGAGAAGGGUUUAGAAAUGAACUGCCCAAUAUGCUGUGAUGACUUGUUCACAUCAAGUGCGACAGUCAGGGCUCUACCAUGUGGACAUUACAUGCAUUCAGCUUGCUUUCAGGCAUACACAUGUAGUCACUACACAUGCCCAAUCUGCAGCAAGUCAUUGGGAGAUAUGGCGGUUUACUUUGGUAUGCUUGAUGCUCUAUUGGCUACUGAGGAGCUUCCUGAAGAGUACAGGAACCGCUAUCAGGACGUACUCUGCAAUGACUGUGAUAGAAAGGGCACUUCACGUUUUCACUGGUUAUAUCACAAAUGUGGAUUCUGUGGCUCCUACAAUACUAGGGUGAUCAAGACUGAGGCUACAAAUUCUAGCUGCUCCUAGUCCUAGUUAGUGGUGCUCCUAUUUGACGAAAGAGCUAAAGAGGCACAGGAGUUUGUAAAUAACAUGUAUAGCCAAUCCAAAAUUUUCCACUACAAGGAUCUUUGGUUAUGGAUUCCUCUUUUUCAUGAUUUAAGUUACAAAGUUCUCUUUCUCUUCCCAGAUGCCUUCUCAUAAGUUAGAAGCACCAAAUCAGUUCCUUAGUUAUGUAUAGAUGAACACACUUUCAAACUUAUAUUUUUGCAAUUGAUAACUUAGUAUAUCCUCUUGUACUUUUCCCUCUCUAUUUCGUUGUUUCAAGUUCAUUGACUGUUUAUAAGAGACUAGCUACCCUA